Molecule: messenger RNA, 2311 nt
Organism: Schizophyllum commune H4-8
Lineage: Eukaryota; Fungi; Basidiomycota; Agaricomycetes; Agaricales; Schizophyllaceae
Product: Sec1-like protein
Exons: 9
Coding region: 80-2020 (646 amino acids)
Biological process (GO): intracellular protein transport; vesicle-mediated transport
Cellular component (GO): Golgi membrane
Source: RefSeq, a predicted model, not a curated record
AGCGCGCCUUGACCUUCACGUUCACGUCGGAUUCUCCCAAAGUCGUAGACAUCGGCAGCGGCUCUGCCCAGUCGCCACGAUGGACGUUGUCAAGGCAGUCGAGACUUAUGUUACGCGGAUGGUCUCAGAACCCUCGGCGAUGAAGGUCCUCCUGCUAGACUCACAUACGACCCCCAUCGUCUCUCUAGCCUCAACACAGUCCACACUACUGGCCCACCAGGUGUACCUGACCGACCGCAUCGACAACAAGAAGCGCGAGCGCAUGACGCACAUGAAGUGUGUCUGCUUCCUCCAGAACAAUGAAGACAGCCUCGAAGCGAUGCAACUUGAGCUGAAGGAGCCAAAGUACGGAGAGUAUUACCUGUACUUCAGCAACAUCCUCACCAAGUCGGCCAUUGAGAGGUUAGCGGAAGCGGACGAGUAUGAGGUGGUGAGGGAGGUGCAGGAGUACUUCGCGGACUAUGCACCACUACUCCCAUCCCUGUUCUCCCUCAACCAGACACCCUCCGCCGAGAAACCACUAUACGGAUCCAAUCCAAACUCAUGGAACCCACAAGCGUUGGAACGUGCCGUACAGGGGAUCACUGCAGUGCUACUCAGUCUCAAGAAGAAGCCGACAAUACGCUACGAGAAGAUGAGCGGUAUGGCGCACAAGCUUGCAGGCGAGAUCCAGCACCGCAUCCAUGCAGAAGAGCAACUCUUCGACUUCCGCCCUACCCAGAUACCACCGCUACUUCUCAUCCUCGACAGGCGGAAUGAUCCUGUGACACCUCUCCUAUCCCAAUGGACGUACCAGGCGAUGGUUCACGAGUUGCUCGGGAUACAGAAUGGCCGCGUCAGUCUGCGUACCGUGCCAGAUAUUAGGCCAGAGCUAUCCGAAAUCACCCUCACCACUUCCACCGACCCAUUCUUCCAAGCGCACCACCUAUCUACCUUCGGUGAUCUCGGUGGCUCGUUGAAGGAGUACGUGCAGUCGUACCAAGCGCGAUCCGCCGCGCACGCACCGAAUGCUAUCAACUCCAUAUCCGACAUGAAGCGGUUUGUCGAGGAGUACCCUGAGUUCCGUAAACUUGGCGGCAAUGUCAGCAAACACGUCGCCCUCGUUGGCGAGCUCAGUCGUCUGGUAGAGCGGGACAAGCUGCUCGUCAUCGGCGAGGUUGAGCAGGGAUUAGCAACAAGUUCUGGUGCGGAUAUCAAGGAAGUGCAAGCGAUAGUCACAGACUCGACGGUGUCGCCCUGGCAUAAACUGCGGCUAGUUAUACUCUAUGCGCUGCGAUACCAGAAGACUCAGACGGCCAACAUCGCCACAUUGAUAAACCUGCUCUUGUCCAACGGUGUACCAAGAGAAGAUGCGCGGCUGGUGUACGUGUUCCUCAACAUCGCCGGCCAUGAUCAACGUCAAGACGACCUAUUCUCCACUGAGUCGCUCCUAGCAAAAGGUCGGUCUGCGUUGAAAGGCCUGAAGGGUGUCGAAAACGUCUACACGCAACAUCGACCACACCUAUCCACAACGAUGGAAAACCUCCUUCGCGGUCGGUUACGAGACACCAGUUAUCCCUUUAUCGAAAGCCCGGGACCAAACGCGGGAUUGCAAAGACCACAGGACGUAAUCAUAUUCAUGAUCGGUGGCACCACCUACGAAGAGGCCCGCACCGUAACCCUCUUCAACCAAGAUCCCGUCUCCGCCUCCGAUGGGAAUGUCACCGCUGCAACAGGAACGCGCUUCCUCCUGGGCGGCUCUUGCGUCCACAACUCGUCGAGCUACCUGGAGAUGGUGCGCGCCGCCGCGCAAAACUUUCCGGCAUCCGUCUACGAGCCUCCGCCCGAGUCCGCGUCGAACGCGCCUGUGUUGAAUCUGAACCUCGGGGGCGUGAACGUGAGCCUGGGCGGCCCCGCUGGAACGGGCGUAUACCGCACGAGCGGCGAGCAGGUGGGCGUACAGGCAGAGGGGAUCCGGGAGGGCGUCAUGAGCUUGUUCGGGAAGGUGAAGGAGGGUGUGGAUAGGAUUCAGAUACCAUAAGUUAUGCAUGCAGGCGCAAGAAUGAGAAUGUAUGAGGGCGAGUGAUACCACUGCUUGUAUGUAUCUCUGCGUAGUCUGCCCAGAAGGCGAAUACUACCCCGACUCCUCGUCGAAGAGGGAAUCGACGUCGGUGUUAUCCAAGCUGGGUAGUGAUGCAUCUUGGUAGAUCGUAACAUCGCCGUCGUCUGGCGUAUACUCCUCUGGAGGCCAGCGCCCAGGAUGGUCUGUAUGGAGCUCAACGACUGCCAAUUCCUGGCCGUCGACGAAUAUGCCUCGCUUCUGCCGCGACUG